Messenger RNA from Phacochoerus africanus (Common warthog), 1530 nucleotides. RefSeq names its product N-6 adenine-specific DNA methyltransferase 1 (gene HEMK2). The coding region runs from base 29 to 700 and encodes 223 amino acids. Gene Ontology annotation, cellular component: eRF1 methyltransferase complex. Gene Ontology annotation, molecular function: protein methyltransferase activity; S-adenosylmethionine-dependent methyltransferase activity; nucleic acid binding. The record is from RefSeq and is a predicted model, not a curated record. The transcript has 6 exons. Lineage: Eukaryota; Metazoa; Chordata; Mammalia; Artiodactyla; Suidae. Gene Ontology annotation, biological process: methylation.
GCUUGCGCGGGAGGAGAAAGCGAAAAAUAUGGCGGCGCCGGCCCCGAGCUUCCCCACGCCAGAGUACCGGCAUGUGGGCCGUGGCGUCUUCAGCGACGUGUACGAGCCCGCGGAGGACACGUUUCUGCUGCUGGACGCUCUUGAGGCGGCGGCGGCCGAAUUCUCAGGAGUGGAAAUAUGCCUUGAAGUAGGGUCGGGGUCUGGAGUGGUAUCUGCGUUCCUAGCCUCUGUGAUAGGUCCUCAGGCUUUGUACAUGUGCACUGAUAUCAACCCUGAGGCAGCAGCCUGUACCCUGGAAACAGCACGCUGUAACAAAGUCCACAUUCAACCAAUAAUUACAGAUUUGGUCAAAGGCUUGCUACCAAGAUUGAAGGAAAAAGUUGAUCUUCUGGUGUUUAAUCCCCCCUAUGUAGUGACUCCAUCUGAAGAGGUAGGGAGUCAUGGGAUAGAAGCCGCUUGGGCUGGUGGCAGAAAUGGUCGUGAAGUAAUGGACAGAUUCUUUCCACUGGCUCCGGAGCUCCUUUCACCAAGAGGAUUAUUCUAUUUAGUUACCAUUAAAGAAAACAAUCCAGAAGAAAUUUUGAAAACAAUGAAGAAAAAAGGUCUCCAAGGAACCACUGUACUUUCCAGGCAAGCAGGCCAAGAAAUACUUUCAGUCCUCAAGUUCACUAAGUCCUCAUCUACAUUGUGCGCCACAUAAAGCUGAAUGCAUUCAGCAUAUUUUGAAACUGAAGUUAUUUCUUGGUUAACAAGUAAAGUUGUCAGAAAUUUGUCAUAUAGAAAAAGAAGAGUAGGGCAUUUCCUUUUACCAUGGACUCAGAUCUACAGAAAUAUUUGCACAAAUGCAGGUAAAAAAUUAUAUUAUAUAUAUAUUUAUAUACACAUAUAAAUAUAAUUUGCAGUUUAUAUAUUAUAUAUAUUAUAUGUGGAGAAUAUAUAUAUUAUAAAAGUUGUAUUUAUAUUAUAUAUGAGAGGAUGUUCAUUUCAGCAGUAGUUGUAAUAGGAAAACAAUGAGGUAACCUAAAUGUCCAUCAGCAAAGGGGUUGGUAAAAUAAAUUAUAGUAUAUUCAUGUUAUUGAACAUGAGUGAAUAUCUAGCCAUUAUACAUGAGUCAGGGGGGCCCUUGUGAUGCAGCAGAUUAAGGAUCCAGCACUGUCACUGGAGCAGCUCAAGUUGCUGCUGUGGCAUGGGUUUGAUCCCUGGCCCAGGAACUUCCAUAUGCCCCAGGGGCAGCCAAAAGAUUAAAAGAAAAAAAAAAAACCAACCAUGAGUGAGGUCUGUUUAUGCUGAACCAGAAGGGCCUCAGGAUGUACUAUUGAGUUGUGAAAAAAUGCACAUUGCAAAAUAUUAUUAACCUAUAUGUAUAUUUUGAAAAACUAACAAAGAGUCUAUGUGUGUAUGUAUAUAUAAGACAUUCUUAGAAGCUAAAUAACAAUUGGGAAUAGAGGAACUUUGAUUCUUUUUGUAUAAUGACAAUGUAACGCUUAUAUAAGUAAAAAAAAAAUUUUAUUUAAAAAAAUUUCAACUUUA